AUGGCUUCUUUCUCGAAGAUCGCUUUCGUCGCUUUCGGGCUCACGAGUGGAGCGAAUGCGUGGGGCGCACUCGGACACGCAACAGUCGCAUAUGUUGCGCAGCACUACUUGGCUGCCGACACGGCAACAUGGGCCCAAGGUGUGCUCGGAGACACAUCCACCUCAUACCUGGCCAACAUUGCCUCGUGGGCCGACACAUACCGCGCAACGACCGCAGGCAAAUGGUCUGCCCCAUUCCACUUCAUCGACGCAGAGGACAGCCCCCCUACAGACUGUAACGUGGACUACGACCGCGACUGCGGCGACACAGGAUGUUCCAUCUCCGCCAUCGCAAACUACACGCAACGUGUCGGCGACGGCAGACUCACAGCAGCCAAUACCGACGAAGCACUCAAAUUCCUCGUGCACAUCAUCGGCGACCUGACCCAACCCCUGCACGACGAAGCCUACGAAGUCGGAGGCAAUGACAUCGACGUGACCUUCGACGGCUACAGCGAUAAUCUGCAUGCCGAUUGGGAUACGUACAUGCCCGAGAAGUUGAUCGGUGGCUACUCGCUAUCCGACGCGCAGUCAUGGGCCACCACCUUGAUCGCCGAGAUCACCUCCGGAAGCUAUGAGUCCGAGGCCGCAAGUUGGAUCGAGGGCGACACGAUUAGCGAUGCCGUGACGACCGCUACGCGAUGGGCAUCGGAUGCCAAUGCCUUUGUGUGCUCCGUUGUUAUGCCGAAUGGAGCCGCUGCGCUGCAGACCGGCGAUCUCUAUCCGACCUACUACAACUCUGCUAUCGGUACUAUCGAGUUGCAGAUUGCCAAGGGUGGGUACCGGCUGGGCAACUGGUUGAACCUGAUCUAUCACACGACUGUUGCGAAGCGAGACCUUGAGAGCUUUGUCGAGACCGGAGAUGAGGUGGUGGCUCGGGACUGGCUUCCUGCUUCUCAACCGUUGAGCCGGGCUAAGAUGGCUAGAGCUGCUAUGGGGGGUUCGUGCUGUGGCUCAGAGAAGCGCCAUGAACAUUAA
This is a messenger RNA of Penicillium verhagenii, 1017 nucleotides long. RefSeq names its product S1/P1 nuclease. The record is from RefSeq and is a predicted model, not a curated record. Gene Ontology annotation, biological process: DNA catabolic process. The transcript is spliced from 2 exons. Gene Ontology annotation, molecular function: nucleic acid binding; endonuclease activity. The coding region runs from base 1 to 1017 and encodes 338 amino acids. NCBI's taxonomy places the organism in Eukaryota, Fungi, Ascomycota, Eurotiomycetes, Eurotiales, Aspergillaceae.